AUGCACGUGCUGGCAAACCGAAUAGGUAGCCAUGGAAAAGAAGUGGAUUAUCGGAAACGCGGCUUCUUCGAUGGUGACGACUCUGGACAGGACGAGAAUCUGUCGACCUUCCUGCGAAAUAUGACGUCCGAUUUCCGCUUCAUAUUCAUGGCCACCGAUUCGAGCCGGAUGCGCAAAUUUUUGGAGGAGGCCGUCUCGGAUAGUUUCGCGCACAUAAUACCCCGGACGCUGGCUGAGAUCUACGACGAGUUAUGUGUUUCCCUGCCCUACGAUCUGGAGGAAUAUUCCCCCGACUCCGGAUCGAAUGCUGGUUCCGUUACCCACACCCCGACCAAAAAAGAUCCAUUUGCCGAGCACUCGCUUUAUGAGGGGAACAGAGCAGCUGCAAAAGCCAUGAUGGACACUUUCCUCGAUGAAUUGGCGUCACUUAGCGCUCCAGGCGAUCGCAAAUCGAAUGGCGGAGCUAAAGUCGGCGAAAAGCGUCGUCUCUCCAACGACUCAAAAGCCGAGCAGCCUGAGCGGAAAACUGUCCGCAAGAAGACCCAACGCAACCGUACGGGAAGGGCCGUCAAGAAAUCCGGCAAGGUCUACGUAUCUCACAUCCUUGUCAACACUUACAACCACAACAAAUUGCGCCAGAACGAGCCCGUCUGCAACAUCAAGGGGCAAAUUUAUUUCGACAAAGUGGAAAGUGCCAACCUCCGCUGGCAGCAUCUUGUGGAAUUGAAGAAACGAAAGCUGCUCAACGGCAAGCGGCAGCGCAACAACCAGAAGAAGCUGAUCAAGCCGAUCAGGGAGCGGUCAAGCGACGAUUCUUCAACAAAUGGUACUACCGAAGCGACAACUAACAAUCAGCUGCUGGAGCCAAAGCGAGAAGCGAUCACCCCCGACAGCGAUGAAGAGGAAUUA
This is a messenger RNA of Mesorhabditis spiculigera, 909 nucleotides long. The record is from the annotation of a GenBank genome assembly. NCBI's taxonomy places the organism in Eukaryota, Metazoa, Nematoda, Chromadorea, Rhabditida, Rhabditidae.